Molecule: messenger RNA, 5431 nt
Organism: Anguilla rostrata (American eel)
Lineage: Eukaryota; Metazoa; Chordata; Actinopteri; Anguilliformes; Anguillidae
Gene: c9h5orf24
Product: chromosome 9 C5orf24 homolog
Exons: 3
Coding region: 877-1563 (228 amino acids)
Source: RefSeq, a predicted model, not a curated record
GAUUAUGCAUGCUUUAUUCUUUAUUUAAUCAGCACUGUAUUCAUACAUAGUCGGUGUCACGUUUAUGGUUUUACUGUUUUAAUUAACUCAUUCUCAUUAUUUUUUCUUUUUCUUUUUUAAACCAAAACAAUCCAACUGUUGGAAUGGUCGUAAACAAACAGUUUCUUUGUCUGUAUAUUCGGGAGUGGUGUUUCUGCAUAGUUAAAUAAUUCAUGAUAUAAAAACCACACGCUGAAAAUACAGCUGAAUCGAUUUGACAUUAUCGGUAUGUUUUCUGAUUGUAUUGAGCAUGAAGCCACGCCUACACUUUACAGCGAACUCUUUAAAAAUAAUAAUGGCAAUUAAUUCCGGGGACCAGCCAUAAGAUCCGCUUCGGUUUUAAACUUUAAUUGCGUCUAAUUUUAUUUCCUAUGACGUAAUCGCAUACGUUCUCGUAGGCGCGGCGAACCCCGGUUGCUUACCGUUUCCCAAUGUUAAAUCGGUGUGCGUUCCUGCAAAACGGCUUGUUUCAGGAAACAGUACGAAUCUUUAAAUUAAUUAAUUAAAUUAAAAAUCAGUGUGUUUGUAUUAUCUUGUUGCCUGCAGCCCCUUCCCCUUCGUUCAGUGUGCGCAUGCGCCGGGUUCCCUUCUGUCUUAAUUUUUUAAUGGAAAUGGCUGCCUUUCUCAUCUAAACCUCUACCCAACAGGAAUAUAUACCUCGAAAAUAAUCAGCAUUUAGUAUUUCAUUUUUUCGGAGGAGACGUUCGGCGAACGUUCUGCAGUCGAUCGCCUGCGAUCUGCUGUAAAAAUGAAUCCGUUUUAGAAUUUAAAGGAUGGAAGAUCUCUCGUUUUCCUAUUUAACCCUUUGCAUUCCAUGAUCCGCAAACAAUCGAGAAGAUGAUGCGCCAGGUUUCCAGCAACGCCAACGACUAUUGCAUGAGUGGCAGACCGUCCUGCCUUGCUGAAGAUGGGCGCCACCCCACCAGUCAUUUUGACCUAUGCACCUCCCAGUCAAAGUUCUACCCCCCUCCUCCCCCGCCCCCUUUGCAAAUGCCCCUGCCCCCUCUGCCACCCCUGCCACAGAACACCCUGAAACCCAUGCCCUGCCAGCGGCAGGACGUCCGAAACGAACCCCUCCCGCUGCCCGGCGGGGUCAAAAACGGCGAGAAGCCCGAGGACUCCAAGAAAAAAAAGGGCGCCGGGAAAUCGGGGAGGCGGGGUCGGCCGUCGGGCACCACCAAGUCCGCGGGCUACAGAACCAGCACGGGCCGCCCGCUCGGCACCACCAAGGCGGCCGGCUUUAAAACUAGCCCGGGGAGGCCGCUGGGCACCACCAAGGCCGCCGGCUACAAGGUGAGCCCGGGACGCCCCCCCGGCAGCAUCAAGACCCUGUCCCGCCUGACGAAGCUGGGCUACGGCGCGUGCAGCGGCGCGGCCUUCCCCUACACCAUGAUGCACAAGAGAGGUUUGUGCGAGCCCAACGGCAAAGACAAGGAAGCUAACGAGACAUCUGCCGGAAAAAAAGAACCUGUUACUGGAGUACCCAACCCCGGUUUCCCACAGUUUAUGUCUUGUCUGAAUUAACUGUCCAGUGCAUGCUGACAUAAACAACACCAGAAAUAUGAACACCUUAUCAAAAAAAAAUUUUGUCUUUUGAAUCUGUAUUUUAAUAUUGUAAUAUAUUUGAUGCAAGAGUUCAAGGCAAAGAGUCAAAACUGUAAUUAGCUACAGGAAAAAAUAAAAAUAUGCUGCCUUUUGGAAAGUACACUAUAUGACCAAAAGUAUCUGGACACCCUUUGGUCUGGGGGCUGUCUUUUGUGGUUUGGGUUAGGCACCCUUCCAGUGAAGGCAAAUAUUAAUACUACAGCAUGCAAUCACAUUCUGGACAAUUCUGUGCUUCCCCAACAGUUUGGGGAAGGUCCUUUCCAAUUUCAGCAUAACAAUGCCCCCGGGCACACAAUGAGGUCCAUUUAGAAAUGUUUUUGUCAAGAACGGUGCUGAACAACUUGACUAGGCCUGCACAGAGCCCUGACCUCAACCCCAUCCAACACCUUUGGGAUCAAUUGGAAAAACAACUGCGAGCCAGGCCAAAUCGCCCAGUCAGUGCCCGACCUCACUAAUGUUCUUCUGGCUGAAUGGAAGCAAAUCCCUGCUGCAAUGCUCCAUAUUAAUGCCUGUAAUUUUGGAUGAGAUGUUGGGUGUCUGGUGUCUACGUACUUUUGGCCGUGUACUGUAGUUGAUUCAAAUGUUAUGCCACAACGAUAAAAAUAUAUAGUUAGGACAUGUAGACAGGAUAGCAGAUAAGAAUAAUUUUUGAAGUCCCUUUAGAGUGCAAUGCAUUAAAGCAUUUGAUGCACUUCUUAAACUUCAGGAGUCAAAUGUUUGCCAAAUUGUAAAGCUCUAAUGUUUCCGUGGGUCUAAAUAUGGAUAAAAGAUUGUGAUUUGUACCAUUCGAAUAUUUUGGGUGUAUGUCCAGUGAUGGUUAUUUACCUUUCUCAAGUAGUGGAGCACAGCAACUUGAAAUCAUGAUCUGAAACUGAAAUGACUUCAAAAUGUAUCGGUUUCAAAAUGGAAAGUUAUUUGUAACCCCCAUGGGCUAUAGCACCAAUUUAAGACAAACCUUUUAUUAAAUUAAAACAUUAUUUAUUAUUAUUAUUGUACCUAUGAAAUUAAGAUGUUCCUCUUGUCAUUGUAUUUGUGGGUGUGAAUCUGCAGUAAACGGGAGUUAAAGAAUGUUCCUAGGUUUCAACCGUUAAGGCCGUGCUAUUGGUUCCCAGAGAAAUGGUGCUACUUGUCUCAGAAUGUACUCACGCAGGUUUGUGGUCACGGUCGAAGUUUUAACUAUGAGUUAUUUCAAGAUUUACACAAAAGGAUUAUGAAAAAUAUCUUGGUUAUAUUUUUUAUUACAGAUGAAACCACUCUUCAGAAUAAAUCUGACGUAUGGCCUGUUUGAUUUGAGGAGUGCGUUAGAUAAUAGUUAAUGGUGUUUUAUGUGUGUUCUUGUUUAUUGCCUUGCGCACCAAAUGGCUCUCUGUCGUCUGUCGUAAUAAGGGAAGAUGGCAUUCCUCAAGUACAAUGCCACAAACAUGGCUGUCUGUGCUAUGAAUUGCAUCUGAGUGACAGACAAUCAGCCAGCUAUAUGCUUUUACAAAUGGUGUGUAGUUAUACAUAGAUUUACUCUCGGUCUGAUGGAUGUAUAUUACAGCUGAUGAAAGAAAAAAUUUAAUGUCAAUUCAAUAUAGCGUCCUUGUACAGCUUUCAGUAGGACUAAUAAUAGUCCAUUUACAAUAAUACUCAUGGAUUUUGCUACUACUAACAAGAAUAUGUCACCGGUAAAUAAGAGAACACGUUUUAAGUUGUCACAUAAAAGCAUAUAUAUAUCGUUUAAAAGAUUAUAUUUGUGUGCCUGCUGGUGUGAAUGGUAGGGUAGUCUUUGAUUUUACUCUAUUCUGUCAUUUUGUGAAACAAGAUAACUUUUUCUGUCCGUCUCACUGAGUCAUGAUAAAUUGGAAGUCCAAGGGCAAACAAACUAACAUUUGUGAAACAUCAAAAGUUCAUACUUGGCUGUUUUUAUUAUUAAUAAUAAUAUGAACCCACUGGUGUGUUACAGCCCUGUGGCAUACCAUUUGAGUGCAAUAUUCUUGCUGGUGUUCUAUGUGUGUUUUAUGAUCUGACCAUAUUAUAAUUAUUGAUACAAUUAGUUUUAUGCUUUGAAAGCUUUGUGCAGAAAUUGGUCCUCCAAAACUCCAAUCAGGUUCUCUCUGGUUCCAUCCAUGUAAAAGGGGUAUUUGUAUUGUAAAAAUUUAAAAAAGAGAGAGAAAAACAAACAUUCAAGUUCCAGAUUAAACCGUGUUAAUUAGGUCUUGGUGAGUUUUGAUUUCCUGCAAUUGUUUCUUAUCUUUGAUUUUUCCCUCUACCAAAGAAUCUGCAAUCUGCCUCUUAACUCUCAAAAAACUGCGUGAAUUUACAGUUUUGUGCAUGGUAGCUUGGCUCAUUCAUAAAAUAAAAAAAAUCAAAGCAGCUGAAUUGAAAUCAAGAGGAUUUUCUCAUUUUAAAUAGUAGUUUUCUGCAACUCGCACAGGCAAAAGAGCACUUACAGUAUUUACCUCUACUAUUUUUAUUAUAAAUCGGAAAUUCGUGUCUUCUCUCGUUUUUUUAACGAAGACCGCAUAUGUUGAUGGUGUAUUCUGAAGUGUGUAUGCUGUAUGCUGGUAGAUUUUAGAAAUUGUCUGUCCUCCCGAGCUUUUCCAAAUAUCUGUAAGUCUAUUGGAAAUGAUAAACACCUAAGAAAAAAACAAAACAAAAUGAAUUCAGCAAAGAACCUUGACCACUGCUUCUUUACACUAUAUACUGCAGUGCAAUUUCACAUUCUUUUGUAGUGCCUAUAUGUAGCAAUGUUUCAUAUUUGAUACGAUGUUUAUAAACUCAUACUCACGACAUAUUGAUAUUAUCACCUGCCUCUGUGUUAUUAUGAAGAUGGGCUUUGUCAUUUGACAUUGUUAAUACAAUGUGCAGUUCAAUUGUGUUCAGUUAACUUGUGUAUUACUUUGAGAACAUGGGGUAUGGAAAAAAUGUACCUUUUUUGUUUUUUGGAUGUCUUGUGAGAAUGAUCCCUGUUGUCCAUAUUAUAUGACCAUUUGUGCUUGGUUUCUAUGAGAGUUAUCACUUGUUUAUCGAACGUGUACUGAUAUAUUGCUUGCUAGAACUCUUUGUUAAAAAUGUUUGUGAACCUACAUUUUUUUUAAACCCAAGUAGGAAAGAAUCUGUGUGAAGUGUUCCAUGAAAAAAACAAACAAACUGGAGAACACGCAUACAUGGGACUAAAAUAACAAGCAGCAUUCCAAAGUGGACAUUCCUGCUUUACUGAUUUAAGUCUUGUGAUGAAUGUGGGCAGUUGACAGUCUUUGUGUUGGAAUAUUAUGAGGCACAGUGCUGGUUUUGUGUGGGUGUAUUGACAGGGUAUAUUGUCCAUGUCCAAAAUGAAAUGAGACGCAAAAAACGGUUCGACCAGAAUAAGACUCGUGAAUAGCUGGCAAAGAAGAGCAAUGUAUGCAAACUAAUGGAUACAUUGUGUUGGUGUUUUUGCUCAUAAGUAUAUUGAAAUUGUACAGUUAUUACAACCCAGAGUACCAUCCCAUGCUGAUCUUUGUUUUCAAAGGCUUGUCUUUCUCUCUCUUUUUGCAGUUCUUCACAGUUCUUCUUGCAGAAACCUUCAUGGACUUCAGUUAGUCUUUUCCAGUAAUUCAGUUGUUGAAGAUGAUUUUUCCUUCUCAUCAGACAUACAUUUUGACCAAAUUAUUUAGCUGGAAAUGAAGCCCAGUAAUCCAACACAUUGUAACCAAUAUAGAUAAAAUAUGUAUUUUAUUUUAUACAUUUUUUUUCUUUUGCUUUUUCUGCAUGAUUGUCGAGUGUGGAGACAAGUUGUGUAAUAAACUUUAAAUCAGUAUCUUGA